This is a messenger RNA of Paramisgurnus dabryanus, 2879 nucleotides long. Lineage: Eukaryota; Metazoa; Chordata; Actinopteri; Cypriniformes; Cobitidae. The record is from RefSeq and is a predicted model, not a curated record.
AUGACGUCAUGCGGACGUUCCUAGUAUACUUUCGGCUUAUUAAGCAGAUCUUGCCACACCAUUCCACAGAUGUGGAUCAGAUCAACAGAAUGUGCGCGCGAUCUUUUCCCUUUUUGAAAUGACACGACAAGACGUCGCUUGUUGGCACAGUUCAGAGGGUACAUAAGUCUGUAUUAGCGAGUGAAGAAUUAUGAAGAAAAUGUUGCUGUUUUUUAUCGUCUCGUUAAGUUUAAAUGCUGUGUUUGGUGAAGAAGUUUCAGUGCUGGAGGGAAAUGUAGUCUCAUUUAACACUGAAGUUACUGACAUACGUAAAGUUUAUCUGAUUUGGUUGUAUAGAGGUGCUAUUAUAGCUAAAAUGAAUGAAGGAAAUAUUAAUUUGUAUGAUACUGAUGAUGGGAUAUUUGAAGACAGACUUCAGUUGGACAAUCAGACUGGAUCUCUCACUAUCAACGAUAUCAGAACCAAACACGCUGGACUUUAUCAACAAAAAAUCAUCACCAAUGAAACCUUCAUCAAAACAUUCAGUCUUACAGUACAAAAUGUGUUUUUUGCUGGAGUAGAAAACAAAAGAGAAGGAGAUUCGGUCACAUUGAACACCGGAGUGACUGAAAUAAAGAAAUACAAUAAAAUGAAGUGGAUGUUUGGACCUUCAAAUCCAGACAUCCGUCUUGCUGAAAUCAUCAUAAAUGAUAACGUCUCAUAUGAUUUUGAUGAGAGAUACAGAGACAGACUUCAUGUGGAUCAUCAGACCGGAUCUCUCACCAUCAGAGAUCUCAAAACUACAAACACAGGAGUUUAUCAACUACAGAUCUCCAACAGCAAAGAGACCAUAUACAAGAGAUACAAUGUGUUUGUGGCCGCUGCAGAACCAGGACUGUCUGCAUUAUAUAUAGGACUGAUAUGUGCUGCUGUCCUGUUGCCUAUACUGGCAGUUAUAAUACUAGCUGUGGCCAUUCAAUAUUGUUGUAAAUACUCUCAUCUAAAAGAUGAAAUGAAGACCAUGUCAGUGAAUGAGGAAAAUUCUGCCACCCCAGUGGACACAAUAAAUGUCACAGAAGGAGAGUCUGUCGAACUACCGAGCGGCAUUUCUGAACUACAGGAUGAUGAUCAGAUACAGUGGAGAUCUGAAGCUAAAGAUGCCAUCAUAGCUGUAAGAAAUGGAAAGACUGAUGAAAACUGUGAGAUAUUCAAAAACAGACUGAAGCUGAACCAUCAGACCGGAUCUCUCACCAUCACAAACAUUAAACACUCAGACUCUGGAGUUUAUGAACUACAGAUUAAGAACAAAAAUCCAACUUCAUACAAGAAAUUCAAUGUUUUCGUCUGGUUUAAUACAUUAAAACAUGCAGUGGGUGAUUCUGUCACUUUACACACUCGAGUCUCGGAGUUAAAGGAAGAUCAUCAGAUACUGUGGACGUUUGGAGAUAAAAACACUCGUAUAGCUGAAAUCAACCAAGCCAGCGGUAAGACUCAGAUGAUUGUAUAUGAUGGUAAUGAUGAGAGAUUCAUAGACAGACUGACACUAAAUGAAAUGAAUGGAGAUCUGACCAUCACAAACAUCAUGAGAGGACAUUCAGAUGUUUAUAAACUGCAGAUCAACAGCAGAUCCGACAGCACCUACAGGAGUUUCAUGCUUAUCGUAAACGAGAAAUGGACAGAAAUGUCAGUGAUGGAGGGAGAAUCUCUCACACUACCCACUGAUCUUACUGACAUACAGAAUGAUGAUCUGAUAUUGUGGAUGUUUGGACCUGAAGAGAAUCUCAUAGCUAAACUUCAUAAGAAAAAUAAGUUGCUACAUUUUGUAAUUGAUGAGAAGAAGUUUUAUGAUGUUCCUGAUGAGAGAUUCAAAGACAAACUACAGCUGAAUGAGAACGGAUCUCUCACCAUCACAGGCAUUACCAGUAAACACACAGGACUUUAUAAACUACAGAUCAUCAGUAACGGAGAAAACAGAUUUAAGAAAUUCAGAGUUUCUCUUUGUGCUAAUAGAGAAACAGAUGGUGCUGAAGAUCUUAAAGAGGUGGUGUCAGAGGGGAUUCCUUUACUUCCCAUACAAACCUCACAACAGCAGAAGUAGUACUGUAUAUUGUCUGUUUAUUCAACAUUAUUUGAAAUGCACACUUGUUAUACAACAGAGAACUUUUAACCCUUUCAUUCAUUUGCCUGUAUACUGUAAUCAAAAUAUUAAAUUCAUGUCAUAUGAAGAUUAAAAGUUUGUAACAGAAACUAAGUUUUUCUAAGAGAAAAAAGUGUAAACCCUGAAUUCUAGUGAACUGGAUUGUGUUUUUGUUGUAAAUUCUCAUAAUUUUAAAGCUGUUUUUCACUGUUAAAAAGUAACAAAAAUAUCUCCUUACUUUACCCAAUGGUAAAAAGUCAUUAAUUUGGUGUGAUUGUGUGACAUUUGUAAACACAAAGAAGAUGACCUUGGUACUUCAUUGCAUAUAUUUUGUAGCUUGUUUAUGCAACAGUUGCAAACGGGUCUUCUAGAUAGCAGCGCUUAAUCUGUAAAGUUUUGUGAACAUUGUGUGAAUAUAUAAAUGUAUUACUUUUAAGAAAUGAUCUGAUGUUAAAAGAGUGAUAGCUUAUCAGCAGGGAACAAAUGUGAACAAAUUAUUACAUUGCCGCUUUAACUAUAUCUAUUUUGCUUUGUGAACAUGAUUUUCAUAUUGAAAGUCACAUGUAGCUUACAUUAUUUAAACAAAGUGUUGUUUGUGAAAAGGGACUUUUGUACUCGUAUUGUAUGUUGUUAUAUAAAUACUGUAUGGACCUCCAGUAUAUUUUAUAUUUAUAUUCAUUUGUUGUGUGUUAUCAUCAUAGAGGUGCUGUUCUCAGGUCAGUGUCUGUAUAGAAUGCAUGUUUUUUUUAUUAAAUGAAUUAAU